This is a messenger RNA of Phytomonas sp. Hart1, 960 nucleotides long. The record is from the annotation of a GenBank genome assembly. Lineage: Eukaryota; Euglenozoa; Kinetoplastea; Trypanosomatida; Trypanosomatidae.
GCAAAUAGCUAGCAUAGACUUGUGCCAAGUGGGAAGUUCACAUUAAAUAAGAUCAACUUUUAAAAGCUCUAAUUGCAGACGUACACGCGUAUACUAUUAAUUACCUACGUUAUUGUUAUGCCAUCAGUGUCCGUCAACGAGCUCCUCAAUGUCACCUUAGGAAAGAAACUAGGUGCUGGGACCUUUGGGUCGGUGCAUGUAGGCGUUUUGCCAAGUGGGCGCUUUGUCGCGGUCAAAAUCCUUGAGCUUUCCGAUGACGCACCAUCAAAUACAGAGGUGGAGAUUCACCGCAAGUUAGUUCACCCGAACAUUAUUCAUUACUUGCAUAGUCGGAUAGACGCUGAAAGCACACCCAAGAAACUGUAUGUUUACCUGGAGUUUGUUACUGGGGGUUCUGUUUCCGUGUUGAUGAAAAGCCUGCCACAAGGAUGCCUUCCGUAUUCUGUAGUGCGUGUGUAUGCACGACACAUGUUUCUUGGACUAGAAUAUCUCCAUAGAAACCAAGUCGCUCACCGUGAUAUCAAGGGCGAUAACCUUCUCAUUUCCAUGGAUACGGGUGUUGCUAAACUGGCGGAUUUUGAUCAGGCCAAGAUCAUGAGCACUCACGAUACUUUGCGUAUGGCUGCUACAGCGACACUGGCUGGGACACCGUAUUGGAUGGCCCCUGAAGUUAUUACUGACGAGUCUGGGUACGACCCUUUCAAGGCAGAUAUUUGGUCGGCCGGAUGCACAGUUGCCGAGAUGAUAACGGGGAGGGCACCGUGGUUGCCUAUGUCAAAUCUCAUGCAGGUGAUGAACAAGUUGGCUCUAUCCAUGGACUGGCCCGAUGCAGUGCCCAAAGACCCUGAAAAAUUGGGGUCUAAAGAUGCGUACGAUUUUUUAAAUCGUUGCUUCUGUCGGAAUGCUGCCACUCGACCAAUGGCCAGUGAACUUCUGAAACACCCUUUCUUAAAUGUAUGA